Molecule: messenger RNA, 5742 nt
Organism: Durusdinium trenchii
Lineage: Eukaryota; Dinophyceae; Suessiales; Symbiodiniaceae
Source: the annotation of a GenBank genome assembly
AUGGCUGGGCUACACCACAUUGCCGGGCGACUGCUGCAUUUUGGGGAACCUGACAGAUGCACACCACGCGGCAAUGUCCAACAAGUUUUGAGAGGCUUUAUGGAAUGUCUUCGAAUGGCGAAUCAUGACCAGAAGGACAUCCUUGGUUUGAGCGAAGUCAGUGAGACGUUGAUGAAGGCGCUUGCUUCUUGGAGCUCUGCAAUUGACAUUCACGAAGCUGGCAGGCCUGAAGCUAUGGAGAAGCACAUUGUGAAGACAGUGAAUUCUGGAGGCAUUUUGAUGUUGCCAAUCUUAGCGCGGGAAGCGUUGGUUGUUGUCUACCCUGAAGAUGCGGAUGAGUUAUGCAUCAUUGUGGUCAGCUUGACAGGAGAAUGCAAGUUUGGCAGCUCUGGGAGCAAAAUCUUGGAAGGCGGUGGCUUGAAAAACGCCGUGGAGAUGAGACGCUGGGCUCAACUUCCAUGCUUUCCAGCCCGAUGGAUUCAAAAAUCCAUGUUCCUCUUGCCAGAGGUGAUCGAGUGGCUCAGUGUCCUUGCUACAAAAAAAUACGACCCUACAUGGAACUAUGCCACCCACAAGGCGGAGGAUGAGCGGUUCUUCUACGACUACCUGCUUCCUUAUUUGAAAGGUCGUCCUGGAGCGACUGUUUCACAUCGGAAGAUGAUUGAAAGCGGCCCGUAUGGUCAUGUACGUUUCGGGUUACAUGCUUUGCUCCUGCAUGCGCUUGGACUUCCUCAUGCGGUGUACAAACGCGUGAUUGUGUUUUCCCAGCUAUGUGCCCUACAACAGUUUGCAGUUUACUUUCAAGAUCCCAAUGGUUUGGCAGCAUUACCACAACCAGCACUUGAGCGCUUGUUUGAUUUUCUUCCCAGAGAUGAUGUGAAGAGAGUGCUGGCAGCAAGCAGGCUAUGGGGGUAUCAAGUACUUCCAGUGUACUUUGGCGAAGGGCGAACCCACCUGCAGAAAUUUGACCAAAACCAUCCGGCUCAUUGUCGUAGAAUGGAAGGGCUCUAUGAUCGCUUGCUGGAGAUCAUGCAAGGUGUUGCCCGGAAGCUUUGCAAGAUUUCAUCCAGGGAUGACUUGGAGGACAAGGGCAAUCACGAGUUCACUUGCAUGGCAAAGGCUCAGCUGAAGUUGCUUCGAUCCAAAAUGUCAAAGGAAGGCGUUUUGGCAAAUCUGGAGCAGUCGAGGGAUGAAUCUGCAGACUUGCAUUCUGCACUCCAACUGGUUGGCAACAUUGAGGGAAGUCUUGAAAUUCCAGCAUCCAUUCCCCAGUUUCUUCAUUAUGUCAACACAGCGCUUUUUGCGCCAAGUGUGGAGGAGCAGGGGGCAGUUGCGUGUCAACCGCAGGCAACACAAUGUCCGGAUUUGAUGCGUGAUGACUCUGAUGACUUGCUGCAUGGGCUUGAUGCACUGAAAUCAUGGCUGGAAGCAGCUGAUGACGAGAAUCACUUCCGUGUGGUUGUGCUGUUUGAGGAGAGGAUUUUAACACUGGCAAUGUCAGGGGAUUCACUUCGAGACUGGCCCACGGAUUUCAUUACCAAUUCAAGUGAGGCAACCGCGCUUUCCAUCCAACUUUCUCGCACUCUGGAAGCUUAUGUGGCAGUGUGCGAGAAGCCAAACCAACCUUGGGGAGCUUUGCGGCAUUCGCGUAUUGUAUUGGUGGCAUGGACCAUGGCAUGUUUGCAGGAUGUAUUGCUCCGCGAGCACCAAGGAGAUGCUUUCAAACACGUCUUGCAAGAUUUCCGACCUCCACUUGCAGCCCAUGCGCUGGAGCAUUUGCUGCUCCCGGAGAAGAGAUGGAUGCAAUUGGGACAUCGAGUUGAAUCCUACUUGACAAGCAAAGCUCAUCUCAAGCAUCAGCUGUUUGUGCCAGGAAAGGACAAUGUGGAAGACUUCAUAGCACUGGCUGGAGUCGCAACAUCACAUUUGCCAGAGGUCAUCAAAGCUUGGGAAGAAGCACGAGAAAAAGCUCAAAAGGCAGAAAAGGAAUGGCAGGACCGGUCCGAUCAAAAGGAUGCAUGGGCCAAUAGUCUUGCGCAGGCAAUUGAACAUGACACACAGCUUUUACAGAUGUCAGACCAGCAGCAACCUUGGAGGCGCAGAAAGACUUCGCAAACCUCCAAGCGAAGACUUGCUGAGGAACAAUGCGAAUCAAGGCGCCGGCGGCAGACUGAGGGGCACGCACUCCAGCGCCCACUACCGGCAAAAGUGGAGCCGCUUCCCCAGAUGUCAGAGCAUGAGGCAGAAGCAAGAGCGAUAAUCUUUUCCAUUCAUCUUCCUGAAGAAUUGUCGCUGCUGGGUUCUUCUUUUUGUUUGGCCCGGCACUUGUGGGAUUUCGAUGCUGGUCGCCCCUGUGAAGUCCUGGCCCAGCCAGCUUUCUCAUGGCACAGCCAUUUUUUGGAAUUCUCCACAACAAUAGUGCCAUCUCUGCAAGCAGCUGGCCGCUUCGAACUUUUUGCUGAUCUUGAUGCCACCUUCCGUAGCGGACAGCAGAAAGAUAGCUACAACCUUCCUCUAAACAAAAAUAUUGGAUUCUACCAUCCUGAUGCUGAAUUGGAAGGCUUGCAAUUGCUGUGGCGCUGGCAAGGAGUGCUCGUGAAUCCGUUUCAAACAAGUUGGCCAGACCCAAAUGCCCCACCAGAGUUGUACCGAAUGGAGUUUCCAGCUGACCAAAACGAAGAAUGGAGUGAAGAAUGGAUUUUGGCCUUGCCGAAAGAGAAUGGAAUCUUGGCCCAGCUGCCCCUGCAUUCGCAAGGAAUGUUCCAAGGCAUCACCAAGGCACAGUUCAGGUCUUUGGGUUGUAUUGCCAGCUGCCCACAUUUGCACCUUCGGAGGCUUCUCCCAGCUUUGCAUUCAGGAGAGCUCCCCAUUGAAGAUUCUCGAGUCAAAGCUGUUUGCCAACAGAUACUGUACAGAUUUGGCCCUUCAGAUGUACCACGUUGUUUUUUGGGUCGGUCCUGUAAAGAAGAUCUUCUGGAACUUGCCGAUUGGCCAAGCGUGAAAGCUUUGCCUGAACAAGUUCAAGCACUUGAGACUGAGCGUGGGUCCAUAGAGGCUUUGACGUGUUUGAUGAUUUGUUGCAGCUACGUGGCACAGUUCGAGAAGGAAAGCCAUCCAAAAGAGGCUAUCCAAACUUGCCGCCGGGUGCUUGAAGCAUGGGCCCAAGAAGCACGCUGCCGGUUUCGUGAUCAAGACCAGCAAGCUCCUGGUGCUGAAGAAGUUAGGAAGCGCUUUGCCAAUGUAUUGUUUUCCUACAUACACUCGUUCAGACUGGUGCCAGCAGAUGGUCUCUCCACAAAAGAAGCUUUGCAACUGGCGAAAGCUCGCAUUGACUUGGAGAACUGUUUGGUGAUCAGUGGAAGCCUCUUGAACGAAGCAGACAUGGACGCAGUCAAUGAAGUGUGCUUUCUGCACGAGCACCAACUUGCAGACAGAAACAUCCUUGAUGAGUUGCUAGCUGAGUUCUUGCCAGGGCAGCAGCCUACAGUUCCUUGCAGCUGGAAGGCUCCAGCAGACUCACCGUUCGAGAUGUGGCGACUUGCACAUACAACAGAUGGGCUUGUUGCAAUGCAUCCUUCACGAGGCCUCCUGCUAUUCAACGGCAAGCCGGUUGGGUAUUUGCCACGUGAGAUUCGCAGCCAUCCACAGUUCAAAGAGAUGUUCUCAGAUGUCACGUGCUCCGCAUGCCCACUUGCAAAACAAGGUGUGGAUAUUUUUGAAGCAGGUCCGGUCAACGAUAAGACCUAUGUCUUAGGCUUGCUGCCGCACGGAGAGCUCUUUAUCCAGGAAAAGACAAUGCAGGCAGAUGCAGUUCUCACACUGUUGCUAGCAGAUUACAUGGCCGAAGUGGGGCUGCGGAAAGCUCUAGUGGAGAACUACACGCACUGGUUCUGCGCAAGUGAAAACACCAUUUGGUUCAGGCCAAAGGCCAACUCUGAUGGUCGGGACUACAGCCUUCAAGUUUCAUCUGGGUGGCGAGGAAGAUUGAUUUGCACAUUGAAACAGUCAGGCGGCUGUAAGAUGCAAGUCUUCCUUCCUUCAGAACCUGGAAUUGCUCAUCUUGUGAAGGCUUUGACCUUUGUAGAACCAUCUCAGUUUGUGGAAUAUCUCGGAGAACCCUGUGCUGGAAAGCUUAAGGAAGUGUAUUUCCUUCGCUUGGGCCUCAAGUUUACGGUGCAUGACGGAGAAAGGGGUCGCACUUUGAAAUCGGAAGAUUUUCCGGGCCAUCAACUUGCAGCCAAGCAAACACUCGGCAUGCUUUGCGGUUUUCGUUGCUUCCUUCUGCUGGAAGAAGCACGCCCAGUGCUUCGGGAAAGCUCUGAGAAUUGGCCAGCACCUGCUGGACUGGUGGUUGUGCCCGAGGGCAAGAUCAAUACGCAAGGCAGUCAUGAUGGAUUUCUGCGCUGCGUUUUGCAAUUCAAGGGAUUUCGUCGAAAGUUUUCACAUUUCAAGAUCCAUUGGGAGGAUGGCCAAUUAGAGAUUCCCACGGUGGUGGGCAGACUUCAACUCGCUUCCCUGCUUUGGGCUUGUGCCCGCAUGGAGCCUGAACUUCUUUUUGGUCGUCCCGCGCAGUGGAAAGCGUUGGAACUGCUACGGCAGUGUUGGCAAAAUCAACCAUUUGAGAAGGAAGCAGCACAUUGGUUGCACUGGCUCUCCAAGACUGCCAACAAAGGUGGAGCAGCAUCAAUGGAGUUGAAGUAUGUUUUGACCGAACUCGCCAAGGGAGAAGCUGCCCUGAGGCCCUUCGAUACAGACGAGUCAAGUGAAAUAUCUUGGAGUUGCAUCGAGAAGACAAGUUUGGCAGACAAUGCUGCCAAAUACUGGCUUCGAGCAGCGACUUUGCGCGGCUUGGGUGAGGAAUGGCGGCUUCUGAAUUCUAUUGAAGAAGCUGAAGCCUUUGGCAGUGCCCCUGAAUUCAAGGAGGUUACCCACCGGCCUAGUGCAGCAGCUUUCCAGUUUGCGGAGAACGCCACCAUCUCUCGAAAAAAGUUCCCUCCAUCGAAGGCAGUCAAAGAUGGACUUAACAAAUGGGUCACCAGCAAGGUUUUCAUGUCACAACUUGCAUUCGGGAUUUGCCGGUCUGAUGCUGCUCUUGCUUGGGUGGGAUGGCCACAGCAGCUUCCUUUGCCUCCAGAGAGCGAACUAGCCAGCCUUUGGAGAGUUGCGCAUGAAGAUGCAGAUGGCGGGACACGGACAAGUUCUUUCUUGCAAAAGAUGGCAAGGUUGUGGCAGGCGACAAAUGAAGAUGCAGACAGUUGUCGGAUUCUUCGGGCAAGACUGGGGUUCGCAUCUGUCUUUGAUACUCAGCAAAGCACGCAGCCGAAGUUUCAUUGGCACAUUGCACUUGGCUGUGCCAUGUCCUACUUCCCCAGCUCCUUUCCCAAGUUGCCAAAAUGGGCUCGACGAGCGGUGCUUCCUGAGCUCUCCCCAUUGGAGAAGCCUGAUUCCAUCGCCACGUAUUUGCUCUUGCUAAAGUGCUUGGUGCCUCGCUCUGAAGAAGAAUGCCGGAGUGCAGAAGGAGUGAGGCCCAGCGAAGCCGACAGUAAGCGUUGGCAAGAGCUCAACAGUUCGAACAAAGUGAGCUUCAGCGGUUCAAAGAGGUGGAAGUGGAGCUCGCAAACCGAAAUUCAUCACUUGAAGAGAAGGCGAAGGAACUCGGAGCACAAAGGGUCAUUCUUCGCUAUGAUCAAGACACAGUCAAGCAGGAACUUCAUGAGGCAAGGGUGGAAAAUGAAAGCCUGA